This is a messenger RNA of Hydra vulgaris (swiftwater hydra), 1281 nucleotides long. The record is from RefSeq and is a predicted model, not a curated record. Lineage: Eukaryota; Metazoa; Cnidaria; Hydrozoa; Anthoathecata; Hydridae.
AUGGCUGCCAUUAAAGAGUCAAAUUUAGGCGAUAAACAUCUUCCAUGUCUGAUACAUACUUUACAACUUUGUAUUCAGAAAAAGAUUUUUAGAGAACAAACAACAGCAAGUGAUACAAUAGCUGUUUUUCGAGCAUUAGCAGGACAUUUCCACCACUCAUCUAGUGCUGUGGCUAAACUAAAGGAAAUUCAAAGUCAACUAAAAUUGCCAGAGCAUAACAUAAUUCAAGAUGUUUCCACAAGAUGGAAUUCGACAUACUAUAUGCUUGAAAGGUUCAUUGAGCAGAAAAAAGCUAUUACAUUGUAUUGCAUUACCAGAAAUCAAGCAAAUGCAAAAAAUCCUACGGAAAAUCGAUGGCAACUUGCUGAAAUGCUUGUAUGCAUAUUAAAACACUUCGAAAGUACUACAAAAGUCAUGAGUAAAGAAACGGCAAGUAUAUCAGAGAUUAUACCAUUUAUCUAUGCAAUGGAAAAGUUUCUAGACUACGCUUGUGACACGGCAACUGAAAUAAAAACUGUUGUUGAUGAACUUAAGAAAGAUUUUAACUGUCGUUUUCAAAAAUACAAGGAUAAUGUUGAUUUAAAAAUCGCGAUGAUGCUUGAUCCUCGUUUCAAGUUAAAGUUUGUUGAAGACAAGAAUCAUAAUAUGUUUAAAGAAAUACUCCAUUUAGAGUUCUACCGCUUUUGUUCCAAAUCUCAUUUAGAACAAGUAAAAGAAAUUGAAUUUGGUGUAGCAAGAGGUAGUGGAUCAGACUCAGAAAAAUCAUUAAGUUCAUUUUCAGAAUCUAAAAUUCAUCAAAAUCUGAGUCCAACUCAGAUUUUGAUGGCCAUGGCUCUCCAUUAAAAAAAAAAAAACUAAUGAGCAUGGACAUAUAUAGCUUAUUCCACCAAAUCGGUGCAAAUGAGUAUGCUCUACAAAAUUCAGAAAAUUCUGACGGACGGAGAAAAAAGAAAAAAAACACUAGUUCAAUGGGAAAAACUCUAACUGUCAAAGAAAAAUGCACCGAUGAAGUCAACUUCUACUUGAGCCUUCCAAUACUGCCAAAGAAUGAAUGCCCUUAUAAGUGGUGGAGUGCAUACCGUUACACUUCCUCUGAUAAAGAUACUUACAAGUUGAAUUUGUCAAAGUUUUCAAAGAAAGUUUUGUGCGCGCUUCCUUCAUCUGUAAAAAGUGAACGCUUAUUUAGCACAUCUGGAAACAUAUUUGAAGCAAAAAGAAACAGACUAUUACCCGAACAUGGAGAACAGAUUGCAUUUUUAAAUUGUAAUAUGCCUGCUUUCA